AUGGAGAAAAGGCAAAGAGAUUGUCUCUUAUUUGUGGGCUUUCUGUGCCUCAUUGCCCUGGCUGAGUCUGCAACUGUAAGAAUAAUACCAGUAGGAGUGAUUCUGGAUUCUAGUUCAUCACUUGGUCCCACGGUUCUUAAUUGCACCAACAUCGGACUCCAUGGUUUGUAUUCCUCAGGGUAUUCCUAUGGAACAAAGCUCCAACUUCAUUUCAAGGAUUCCCACGCCGAUCUCCUCACUGCAGCGUCCGCAGCUUGGGAUCUAAUAAAUGGAACAAAGGUGCAUGCAAUCCUGGGACCUGAAAACUAUGAGCAAGCAAGCUCCACUAGAAGCCAUUGCUUUCAGUUCGUAGCUAUCGCAGCCAUUAUCAGAGCUUAUAAUUGGCAGUCUGUGGUCGCCAUCUAUGAAGACCCAGACUUCCGCAAUGACCUCAUUCCAUGUCUCACUUAUGCCUUGCAAGAAAUGGACACUCUAGUGCCUAACGCAAUUGUCAUUCGUCGACGUUCCAAUGAUUCUCAAAUCACCGGCGAGCUCGACAAGAUAAAUCCCGAGCGCGCACAUGUGUUUCUUGCUCAUAUGACUGUGGAGCUUUGGUCAAGACUUGUGAAACAUGCAAAAGUUAAAUGGAUGUUGAGUAGAGGACACCCUUGGAUACUUACACAAGGCUUAUCCUCAGUGAUAGAUCCCGAAGCCAAAGAUAUGAAAGUGAAAGCCUACAUGGAUGGUGCUUUGGGUGUGAGGCCAUCAGUGGCCGUGAGGCGACCACUGAAUGUUUCCAGCAUUAUAGCUCAGCGCUUUUCCUUAGCGAGAACAUUAAAGUUUGAGUACAAUAAAACUCUCUCUAUCUGGCAUGUGGGCUUACGACACUAUCACAGCAUAUUGGCCAAAGCGGUAGAGAAGGCCAGCUUAGGCAAUUCUACUUUCGGAUAUGGGAAUGAAAGUAGAGUUGAUCUUGAAGAUAGAGGAAUGCGCAACGAAACAGGCCCAAAGCUUCGCAGAAAAAUUCUGGCUGCUAAUUUCGUAGGCCUUGAAAAUGGUGAACCAGCUGGUAAAUACAAACUAACGGACCCGAUAUGGCCGGGUAACACAACAGAGAGACCACCAAAGUUGGAAAUUGGGGUCCCAAAGAUGUAUUUUACUCAAUUUGUUGAUGUUAAUGUGAGUGUAGAAGGGCAGAAUGUAUCAGCCUCUAGCUUGACUGUUGAUGUGUUUAAAAGAGUGGUUCAUGUUUUGCCAUUUCCUUUACCUUAUGAGUUUGUGCCUGUGAGCAAUGGAGAGCUGACUCCCUCCAGCUACGAUGAUCUUCUCUGCCAUAUCACAGACAAGCUUGGAUACACUCAAGAACAUCCCAGGAUAUGCUAA
Messenger RNA from Neltuma alba, 1362 nucleotides. RefSeq names its product glutamate receptor 2.7-like. The transcript is spliced from 5 exons. The record is from RefSeq and is a predicted model, not a curated record. Lineage: Eukaryota; Viridiplantae; Streptophyta; Magnoliopsida; Fabales; Fabaceae. Bases 1 to 1362 code for a protein of 453 amino acids.